This is a messenger RNA of Rhinichthys klamathensis goyatoka, 2158 nucleotides long. RefSeq names its product zinc finger and BTB domain containing 37 (gene zbtb37). The record is from RefSeq and is a predicted model, not a curated record. The coding region runs from base 558 to 2120 and encodes 520 amino acids. Lineage: Eukaryota; Metazoa; Chordata; Actinopteri; Cypriniformes; Leuciscidae. The transcript has 4 exons. Gene Ontology annotation, biological process: regulation of transcription by RNA polymerase II. Gene Ontology annotation, molecular function: RNA polymerase II cis-regulatory region sequence-specific DNA binding; protein binding; DNA-binding transcription factor activity, RNA polymerase II-specific.
UCUGUACAUUGGCUCAUGUUAUACAUGGGGGAAUAAGAGAGCGGCGGAGGAACCGAAAGCGACAGCAGAAUCCCUGGCGAUAAGUAUAGCGAUUAAUAGCGAUCGUGAAAUGGGGGGAAUUCAAUGCCAAAUCACUCAAAACAGGGUGUCGUAAAAGGAAACUCGCAUUUUGGCAUUGUAUUUUUUAAAUAUAAAUUUGGCGUGGACCUGGGUAAGGCACCUCCCUGUCUUCUCUGCGCCGGGGUGUGUGCGUGUUUUUCGGGUAGGCUUCAUCGCAUCACCGCGCUGCAGUGUGUUACUGGAACCGAACUGAGGUGCCACGCCGCCGGUUACAGCUGCCCUGCGCCGUCGCCCGAUACUAUGUCAAAAACAGAGAGAGACAAAGUAACACUGCGAAUCAAACCUACUGACCUAUGCAAUGAAAAAAUGGCAACUUUGCUCUCUAACAGCUGUGGUUUGUAGCCAUAAAGAAGUGCAACUGUGCCGAAAAAUAUAGUGGAGCGAUUUUUGUGCCUGGUAAUAAAAAGCUUUGAAAAGCAACGCAAUAGGCAGCCCGCAUGGAACGAGCAGGAAGCAUUCAACUUGAUAUUCCAGACUUCAGCAACUCCGUCCUGUCGCACCUGAACCAGUUGCGAAUACAGGGCCGUCUGUGUGACAUUGUGGUCAAUGUUCAGGGCCACAGUUUUCGUGCCCACAAGGUGGUCCUCGCUGCCAGCUCCCCUUACUUUAGGGACCACAUGUCGCUGAGCGAGAUGAGCACCGUGUCCAUAUCAGUGAUCCGCAACCCAACCGUGUUUGAACAGCUCCUUUCCUUUUGCUACACGGGACGCUUGUGCUUGCAGCUUGCCGAUAUCAUCAGCUACCUGACUGCUGCCAGCUUCCUCCAAAUGCAGCACAUUAUUGACCGCUGCACACAGAUUUUAGAGGGAAUUCACUUUAAAAUCAGUCUAUCGGAUGUGGAGGAGGAGCUCGGAAAUGGGGCCCAUAGGACCACUAAUCAAACCAUUGAGUCAGGAAGAGUUGGGACAGCGCUAGGUGGGUCCCGCUCCCUAAGUCCAAGACAUACCAACUCCCGAUUGAUCAACACUGGGGUGAUCAACAUCCGUGAUGUGAGGGAAGUCCGAGAGAUCAGUCCCCCUGGGGAGUCCAUGAGCCCCCAGAUAGUGGAGCACAGCGGCAUUAGCUCGGAGGAGGUGGGAUCUGUGAAAGAGCCCAUUCUCCGUAUUAACCGAGCCGGGCAAUGGUAUGUCGAGACAGGGACUGAGAUGGAGAGAGGUGGAGAGGAGAAUGUGCGGAUGGUGGAUGGGUUUCGAAUUAAGACAGAAAGGAUGGAGGAGUGGAUGGGGGCAGAGACUCAGGCAUCGGCAGAAGAGGGCAGUGGGGCCGAGGAGGGGCCGACAGUGAUGAUUGACACCUCAGGACGAAGCACACUGAUGCAGGAAGGAGGAAGAGGCGGGAAAGGUUCUCAGCCGUCCAGUAGCUUCAGUGAAACAGAGAGGUUUAGUCCAACAGGAAGUGUGGUGGUAAUGGCUGAUCGCCAGAGAGCCAAGAGUGAGUCCCCAGGAAGAGUCGACGAUCAGAGACUCCCCACCUCACAGGGAGAGGAGCAAGCUGUGUUUGACAUGGGGGGAUACGAGGAGUACCUACGAGAACAGGUAGGUGACCGGUGGUUCCGCUACAACCCCCGUCUCACCUGCAUUUACUGCUGCAAGUCCUUCAACCAGAAGGGCAGCCUAGAUCGUCACAUGCGCCUACACAUGGGCAUUACCCCCUUCGUCUGUCGAAUCUGCGGGAAGAAGUACACCCGCAAAGACCAACUCGAGUACCACAUCCGUAAGCACACAGGAAACAAGCCCUUUCAUUGCCACGUCUGCGGCAAGAGCUUCCCGUUCCAGGCUAUUCUCAACCAACACUUCCGCAAGAACCAUCCAGGCUGCGCUCCACAGGAGGUGUCCCACAGUGCCUCGCCUGAGACCACCACGGUCACUCCCCGUGGAGGCCAGAACGAAGAUGAGUCGCCCUCCCAGGAGGAAGCCGAAGGCAAUGGUGGAGGGGGAGGCGCCGGCUCGUCCUUCGGAGAAGGGGUCCAACCUUCAGUAUCCACUACUGGGCCCGACUGAAACCCUUCAAAGGAAAACAUUGCAAGUUUAGGGAGACA